Molecule: messenger RNA, 1092 nt
Organism: Musa acuminata subsp. malaccensis (wild Malaysian banana)
Lineage: Eukaryota; Viridiplantae; Streptophyta; Magnoliopsida; Zingiberales; Musaceae
Source: RefSeq, a predicted model, not a curated record
UCGUGCGUCCUUGUUGUAGCUACUGCAUCCACUCCCCCGUCCUUGGACUACUCGCCACCCUCGGCACAGAUCUCACAGGAAAGAGAGGAGAGAAGAAGCCGUGAAGAUGGCGAGCCCCCAGUGCUGCGCCAACCCGCCGACUCUAAGCCCUGCCUGUGGCGACGGCAUCGUCGUCGACGACCUCGGCGGCGUCAGGGCGUACACCGCCGGCUCCCCUAACUCCAAGAUCGCUGUUCUCCUCAUCUCCGACGUAUACGGAUUCGAAGCGCCGAAUUUGAGGAAAAUUGCAGAUAAAAUUGCCACCUCAGGUUUCUUUGUUGUGGUACCAGAUCUCUUAUAUGACGAUCCCUAUUCAGCUGAUAAUCCUGAGAGGCCUAUUUCGAUUUGGAUACAGUCUCAUUCCCCGGACAAAGGCUGUCAAGAUGCAAAACCAAUUAUUGCAGCUCUAAAGAACAAAGGCAUAUCUGCAGUUGGGGCCGCUGGCUUCUGCUGGGGAGGCAAAGUUGUCUUCGAAUUAGCAAAGUCCAGUGAGAUUGAAGCUGCUGUCCUUUGCCAUCCUUCUUUUGUAAAUGUUGAUGAUGUGAAGGGUAUUCCCUCCUUUAAGAAUUGGUCAAACUCAUGCUUUCUUAACAUGUUUUUAUUGUUGAGAGUUGAGACGAUCUGUUUUCACCAUUUACCAGGUGUUAAAUGUCCUAUUUCAAUACUUGGGGCUGAGAAUGAUCAUAUUUCUCCGCCUGAACUGUUGAAGCAGUUUGAGCGGGCUUUAUCUUUAACAUCUGAGGAAAGACACAUUGUAAAGAUAUUUCCUGGGGUUGCUCAUGGAUGGACUGUCAGACACAAAGCCGAUGAUGCUGCAGCUGUUAAGCGCGCCCAAGAGGCACAUCAGGACAUGCUGAACUGGUUUAUCCAACACGUCAAGAAAGAACAUGUGAACUAAAAUACUUCUUAUUCACUCAAUGGUCUCGUCGGACUGUCUAUUAAGAUGUAAUUCAGACCUUGUGUUGAAACUUAUGGUUGUUGCUUUGGAAGAUGGAUGUUCUUCCUGACUCGUUGAAACUACUAGUAAUUCUAAAGAUUUGGUUUUAAUUACUA